AUGGAAGGCCGCUCGGCGCAUGCAGAAUUCAUCCCAUUCGAACAGCGGUUCCCAAUUGUGCUUCCAAAGGGACACGACGUCACAUCGAAGCUCCUUUUACACUACCACGAAAAAUUUGGCCACGCAAACCGGGAGACCGUGGUGAAUGAACUACGCCAACGUUUCUACGUCCAACACGUUCGAGCAGCGGUUCUGCAGGUCAUGAAGGAUUGUGCGCGGUGUAAAAUCAUGAAGUGUCGUCCGGCAAUUCCUAGAAUGGCACCACUCCCAGUACAACGUCUGACUCCAAAGCUACGACCAUUCAGCUAUAUAGGGAUAGACUACUUUGGUCCGGUGGUUGUGACAGUUGGUCGCCGUGCAGAGAAAAGAUGGGUCUGCCUGUUUACGUGUCUCGUUUCCAGAGCGAUCCACAUGGAAGUGGCUCAUAGCCUAAGUAGCCAAUCCUGUAUUAUGGCUAUUAGGAGAUUCAUCUGCAGAAGGGGUGCUCCACUGGAAAUAUUUUCAGACAAUGGCACCAACUUUUUGGCGGCAAGCAAAGAGUUAGUUCAACAAGUUCGAUGUAUUGAAUUGGAAUGUGCAGAUAUCUUCACCGAUGCGAGGACGCAAUGGAGUUUCAACCCGCCAGCCGCACCGCACAUGGGCGGGAUAUGGGAACGGUUGGUGAGAUCAGCAAAGGAAGCGUUGAAAUCCCUACAUGAAGGCGGAAGGUUGACUGACGAAAUCCUGCAUACCGUUUUGGCUGAAGCUGAGGAUAUGGUUAAUUCCCGACCACUUACGUAUGUACCUCAGGAAUCUGCAGAAUCCGAGGCGCUCACACCGAACCAUUUCCUCCGUGGGUUACCUGCAGGAGAGCGAGAGGAAGUUAGGACGCCGACGAACUCAGCCGAAGCACUCAGAGAUAGCUACAAGCAGUCCCAGAAAUUGGCUGACGUCUUGUGGCAAAGGUGGCUGAAGGAAUAUGUGCCUACGAUCAACCAUCGCACCAAAUGGCUGGAGGAGCAAGAUCCGGUGAAAGAAGGAGAGCUGGUGUACAUAGUCGACGGAAACAAUCGCAGAACAUGGAUAAGAGGCAUUGUGGUGAAGGUGUUACGAGGCAUUGACGGAAGAGUGCGUCGGGCACUAGUGAAGACUUCGAAAGGAGUGUAUCGUCGUGCUGUUUCCAAACUGGCGGUGAUGGAGCUUAGGAGUAAAUCUGAUUCUUCUUGCGAACGCGGACCAGAUUUACGGGAAGGGGAAUUGUUACCACCACUGCUGGGCACAACUCUAACUGGCCUGUCGAAGAGUGACCAGACCGAUAAAUGUCACGGUAAAGUUGACAGCGAUGCUUGA
This is a messenger RNA of Aedes albopictus (Asian tiger mosquito), 1329 nucleotides long. RefSeq lists its product as uncharacterized. Bases 1 to 1329 code for a protein of 442 amino acids. Gene Ontology annotation, biological process: DNA integration. Gene Ontology annotation, molecular function: nucleic acid binding. The record is from RefSeq and is a predicted model, not a curated record. The transcript has a single exon. NCBI's taxonomy places the organism in Eukaryota, Metazoa, Arthropoda, Insecta, Diptera, Culicidae.